Orycteropus afer afer is the source of this 918-nucleotide messenger RNA. The record is from RefSeq and is a predicted model, not a curated record. Lineage: Eukaryota; Metazoa; Chordata; Mammalia; Tubulidentata; Orycteropodidae.
AUGGCCUCGCUCGUGGAGCUAGGCUUCGCGGAGGAGGCGCCGGCAUGGCGCCUGCGCAACGCGUUCUUUCCCAGCAAGGUGGGAGGGCGGCCGGCGUGGCUGGGCGAGGCGGGGCUGCCCGGGCCCGCGGCGCUGUCCUGCCCGCGCUGCGGCCACCCACCCGCCUUCCUCCUGCAGCUGUAUGCGCCGCUGCCGGGGCGCCCCGACGCCUUCCACCGCGGCCUCUUCCUCUUCUGCUGCCGGGACGCGUCGUGCUGCGCCGGCCUGCGCGCUACUGGGUGCAACGCGCGACCGUUCAAGCGCUCGGUGGACGGUGGCCAGCCCCUCUUCCUAGAUGGCGUUGUCACCUGCCAGGUUCCCUUUGGGAGGCAGCCGCUCUUCACACUUUGUGCCCUUCCGGAGCCCUCCUGUGAGCUGGGCGACAAGAUUCCAGACCACGGCUUCCUUUUUCCAGAAUAUGAGAUUGUGAGAGAGACAGAGGACGAGGUCCCUCCUGACGUUCUAGAUGAGGACGACGACGUGGAGCCUGCAGGGAGUGUGGGGGAUGUGCUGGCGGAAGAGUUGGAAUCCAUGGCAAAGCAUGAGUCCAGGGAAGAUAAAAUUUUUCAGAAGUUUAAAAGGCAGAUAGCCCUGGAACCCGAGCAGAUUCUCAGGUAUGGCCGUGGGGCGGCCCCCGUCUGGAUCUCUGCUGACAAUGUCCCUCAGGAAGAGGAUAUCCCAAACUGUCCUUGUGGUGCCAAGAGAGUCUUUGAAUUCCAGGUCAUGCCACAGUUGCUCAACCUCCUCAAGGCCGACAGCCUGGGCCGGAGCAUUGACUGGGGCGUCUUGGCUGUCUUCACCUGCGCAGACAGCUGCACGCUGGGUGCCGGCUAUGCGGAAGAGUUCGUGUGGAAGCAGGACGUGAGCGCCACAGCCUAG